Messenger RNA from Labeo rohita (rohu), 4653 nucleotides. It is a transcript of the gene socs2, whose product is annotated as suppressor of cytokine signaling 2. Gene Ontology annotation, biological process: phosphatidylinositol phosphate biosynthetic process; intracellular signal transduction. NCBI's taxonomy places the organism in Eukaryota, Metazoa, Chordata, Actinopteri, Cypriniformes, Cyprinidae. The record is from RefSeq and is a predicted model, not a curated record. Bases 706 to 1302 code for a protein of 198 amino acids. Gene Ontology annotation, cellular component: phosphatidylinositol 3-kinase complex. The transcript has 3 exons. Gene Ontology annotation, molecular function: 1-phosphatidylinositol-3-kinase regulator activity.
GAUGUGCGCUUUCUCCGACAGGCUCAAGUUUACGUUUAAAAUAUCUCCUCCGAGUCAUUAUGUCUCAUAUAGCAGCUACAGAAAGUGAUUUGCGCAUUUAUAACUAUCUUCCUUUACGCGUGCGGGAGGAAAUACAGUCGUUUAUCUUAUUUGUCAAACUAUCAGUUACCCGGAGCUGUCAAUGCCGUUUCCUAGUAAAGGCAGUUCUGCGAAUUUUGCGCGUAUUCUCUUAAAGGCAGCCUUUGUUUUUAUUCCCCAUACACGUGCGCAAUGAGCCAUUCACACAGAAGACGGAUGUUUGUAAUGUUAAUGAAGCUUAGGAAGAUUGUCAUUUCGUUCUUAUAUCCAAUUAAAAACAAGAUGGGGAAAAUUAUUAGCAGCCGACCUUUGGAUUAUUCUUACACGAAACUGCCAUUACAUUUAUCACUUUACGAGAGUAUUUUAAAUAACCAAUUAGAAAUGAGCUACAGGGGUGAAAUGACUAUCAUAUGUGAGCACCACCCUCCUGAGGUGACAGUAGAAGCUGUAAGACUGUAAAAAAAUAGUAGGGACUUACAAAACAAAAGCAAUUUUCAAGAACGGCGCACGCAGACAAAAUCCACGGACGCUGUGGAGGACUUCUCACAUGUUUUGGUUGAUUGUAAGAGUCAGUCGUCUUUGAAGGAUAAUUAUAGACAUUGACUGGAUGCAGAACGCCGUUCUCCAAUGACCUGUCACUCAUCCGACUCCACGGAAAGCAUCGAGAAUGAAAGGAGAUCGCAAACAGAAACCCAAGUCGCGGAGACCGAGCAGAGUCGCAUUGCCACUGCCAUGAGAGACCUUAAAAACACUGCAGGCUGGUACUGGGGCAGCCUGACAGCCAAUGAAGCAAAGGAGAUCCUGCAGGACACAUCGGAGGGGACGUUUCUGGUCCGAGACAGCUCUCAGAGGGACUACCUCUUCACCAUCUCCGCCAUGACAUCUGCGGGACCCACCAACCUGCGCAUCGAAUACAAGGACGGCAAGUUCAAACUAGACUCCGUGGUGCUGGUCAAACCCAAACUCAAGCAGUUCGACAGCGUCGUCCACCUCGUGGAGCACUAUGUGCAGCUGUCCCGGACGUCUUGUAAAGGCAGGACUACCCCUCUCGCCCCAUCCAAUGGCACCGUGCAGCUGCUGCUCAUGACUCCGGUGUACACGGCCACACCGUCUCUGCAGCAUCUGUGCCGUAUUGCCAUCAAUAAAACCACACGGCGGGUACAAGAACUCCCUUUGCCAAACCGGCUAAAGGAUUACCUGACAGACUACAGUUAUAAUGUAUAGAACCAGAUGGACAAUGAUGACCAUAAGUGCUGAGGUUCUAUGGAUCAUAGACCCAGUGAUAAAUGGGUGCUUAUGUCCCGUUUAGGAUCAUUUGCCUGGGAUCCCUCAUCUUGUGCCCAAGGAAUACUUUUAACGGAUAGUUCAUCCAAAAAUGAAAAAUCUGUCAUUAAUUACUCACUCUCAUGACGUUAAAAACGUCUGUGGAACGCAAGAGAAGAUUCCGGUUUGUCCAUGUAAUAAAAAGUCAAUGGGGUCCAAAAGAGCCUUGUUCUUCAUUGACUUUCAAUUUACCAAAACAUAUUCCAUUUUCCACAGAAGUACUAAAGUCAGGUUUGGAACGACAUGAGGGUGAGCAAAUAAUGACCGAAUUUUAAUUUCUGGCUGAACUGCCCCAUUAAUACACAGAAUAUCAUAACAGUGUUAAGUGUCCUUCACUGCGCACUUAACAAGUUUAUGGCCUGUAGAUAUUCUACAGUCAAUUUUUAAUGAGCGAGUGAGUAGUAUCUGUGAGGAGCAUUGGCUUACACUGACAUCUGUGGGUUUCUACCUGUAAUACGCACUUCAGAUACACAGGACGCCUCACGGUGUGACCAUGCGUCUCUUUUAAAGGAAGAGUUCAGCCAAAAAUGAAUAUAUUGUUCCAAACUCUUGCAUUUUCUUUAUUCUGUAGAACAUAAAAAAAGAUAUUUUGUAGAAUGCUACAGCUGUUUUUGUCAGUAUAUAUAUUAGAGUCAAGAGUCAAUGGAAAACUAUCAAGCGCCAAAAAGUACAUGAAAGUUAAAAAUGAAAUGUUCUAAAAGGAGUUUUUGCAUUUAUUCCAUAAAGGAAUUUUGGGUUCCCCAAAGAACCUUAGGCCCUGUUUACACUAGUGUGUUUUUGUUUUAAAACAGCAUUUUAAAAUGAAAAUUAUCUACACUGGUGUUUUCAUUGCGUUUUAGAAACGAUCUCCAAUGACGUUCAUGCAGGUACAACCAUAGAUAUGUAUAGGUAUAUUCCCUAAUAUUUAGAUAGCGGAUACGUCCACAUGCUUGGAGUGGUCGAAUGAGACAUCUAUCUACAAAUAUCUAUGGGUACAACAAUUAACAUGAUUUUAUUGUUUACACAGUUGUCAAGGAUAAGCAGAGCGAAUGUGGACAUCCACACCUUCGUUUUCCAAAGUCUCGGUUUUUGUCCAUUUACGCCGAAACGCAUCCCUGGAGUUUUCAAACUAAAAUGGGGUCUGCAGCGUUUUUAAAAGGCUCUGUUUAUGAGGGUCGAAAACGCAGGAGUAGUGUAAACGGCAGGUGUAACCGUAGCAAAAGUGAUGCGUUUUAAAACGAAAACGCACUAGUGUAAACGUAGCCUUACAGUGAAAAAUUUUUUUUCUUCUUAGGCCCAGUUUACACUAGGACAUUUUCGUUUUAAAAUGAAAACCUCAUCUAAACUGGCGUUUUUACUGCAUUUCAGAAACUAUCUCUGUCUAUGCUAUACAACCGAAAACGCAUGUCACAUGACCAUUCAUGCAGCAUUUUCAAAAGUUUAAAAAAACGCAGGAGUAGUGCAAACGACAGGCCUAAACUGCAGAUGCAUUUUAAAACGAAAAUGCACUAGUGUAAACGUAGCCUUUCAGUGAAGAGCAUUUUAGUAAUCUAAAGAAUUUUUGUGCAGUUGAAAAGGUUCCUUGGAUGUUAGAAGUUCUUAAAGGUCCUUUAUUUUUGGGCAUGAAAUAAAUCCAUACGGCUCAUCUGGCAUAUUCAAAAUCUUCUGAAAUUUAAGGGUUAUUUACUUUCCGAUCAUUGAUCAAAGCACACAAAUGCAGACCACAUUAACUAUGGCAGCACAAACAUCCACUGACGUCAAACCUCAUUGGGAUGUUAAUUGACAUUCGAGGUAUUUUCUUUUAUGUUCCACCGAAGAAAACAAACCAUAUGAGUUUGGAACAACAUGAGGGUAACAUAAUGACAGAAUUUUCAUUUUUGGGUGAACUGGCCUUUUAUUGGUAGCAGCAGGUGUCUGAGAUGUUCUGCAUCCUGUGUUUGAGACAUGGGAGUUUUGAAACUGUAUGCUUUUUGACUAUGUUUUAUUUGCUCAUUAUCCAUGUUAUAUUUUUGUACUGUAGUCAUAGAUGAUCAUUUGAUGUCAUGGUUGCCCAAGGAACUGCUGGGAACUGGCAAGUACCUUGUGAUAUGAUAUACUGUAAAUCCCAAUAAGUGUCAUUGUGAUAAUGUAAUACCUACUGAAAAAAUUACAUUGAAAAUAUCGCUUUUUAAAAACAGCCAUUUUUAAACAAUUGAUUAAACACGCACUGCCAUUCGAAAGUUUGGGGUUAGAUUUGUUAAUACUUUUACUUAGCAAAAAGAAAUUAAAUUGAUCAAAGGUUACCCUAAUAUAUUAUUAAACAUUACUUUUUUGCUGUAUUUUUGAUUUUUGAAUGCAGCCUUCUUUCAUUUAUACUUUUAAAUGGCAGUGUAUAUGAAAAACCUUUUCAUUUAAAACCUCAAACUUGCUUAAACAAGUCUUCGCCAUUCCCCAGACUUUAAGGGUGCGUACUUUCGCAAAUAAAAUAUACCACCGGCUUAGUAUUUUAUUGCACAUUCUGAACCAAGAGGUAAUUUAGCAGCAUGGUUUGUUUCAGCUUUUGUUGCAUACGGUCAACAAGGAUUGGCCUGUGUUAACCCUACCUCAGGAGGGCGUCGUGGUAAACCUGCAUGCUGAUUGGUCGUAUUCGGAGAAUAUUUGAUUCUAUACUGAAUCGUAAUUUUUAACACAGACCAAAAAAAAAAGGACGUACUAGGUCAGAAGCUUUUUAUUCUCUCCUCGUUGCUAUUCGUGGAAAGAUUAUAAGAAAAAUUGGAUUUUCCUGUGAAGUUCCUCACUAAUCUGACCUCCUUUCUAUUUUGGUUUAAUGAAACGUACAUAAUUUUAUCCUUUAAGAAUGGGCGCUCAGUGUAUUCUAUUCACCACUGUGCUUGGGUGCUAAAUUCCUGCAUUUUCUCUCUACGCUUAGUUUUUCAGUUAAAGCAUUCGAAUAGUAUUAUCUCAAAAGCAUUGCAUUGAAAAUGAUUACAGAUUGGUGGCUUGAUGCCAUUAUGUUUAAAUUAAGAAGUUCCCUAUUUAAUAUUUCAUUUGGGACGCUGAUCUCAGAUCAGCAUAAUAAAAAGUAAUUCCGCCAACAUCUCUCACAUCCAGUAUACUAUUGUCAAUUUUAUUCGUCGUCUUCCUUGAGGACAUGGUAUAUCUAGGGUAGUAAGUCUGAUAUGAUCUUUUUGCCACUACAAGAUUCCACUAAUGUCAUUUUACAACAUUGUGCUGCAUCAGGGGUGAAUGGAUUGUCUCCCAAAAAGUGAGAAAUAAAAGCAAGCGUAGCUUUAA